Molecule: messenger RNA, 816 nt
Organism: Daldinia caldariorum
Lineage: Eukaryota; Fungi; Ascomycota; Sordariomycetes; Xylariales; Hypoxylaceae
Exons: 3
Coding region: 1-816 (271 amino acids)
Source: RefSeq, a predicted model, not a curated record
AUGUUAGAUGAGGAGAAAUUCGAGUCUACCCCAAACCUUAGCCCAGAGCCGCAGAAGCAGAGGAACUUCUUGCAGGUUUUCUCGCGGCAGCUCACCGAGGAGAUUAGCGUAAAUUUAGGGUCUAUACCGCUGAUAGCAUGCUGCUUCGCGACGGGGCUCACUGAUGGCACUUUGUAUAAUGCAUACGGCACUUUCGUAUCGAUGCAAACUGGAAAUACCGUCUUCGUCGCGCUCGGUACAUCUGGGCAGAACAACAAGCCUUUCGGAUGGGCUCGUUCUCUCUUCUCAAUAGGCUGCUUCGUUAUCGGAUGCCUAGCCUUUUCUAGAUUUCAUAAGCUAAUCGGAGGCGGGCGCCGUAGAACGACUCUCUUCUUCUCCUUCUUGCUGCAAACAGUCAUCGUCGUCGUGGCCGCGACUAUUAUACAGACGGGCAUAGUCGACGGUACAUAUCCCUCGCGAAGAGACCCGGCGGAUGUGGACUUCCGAGAGCUUGCUCCUAUCGGGUUGCUCAGUUUUCAAGCCGCCGGCCAGAUCGUCAACAGCCGCGGUUUGGGAGUAAGCGAAGUCCCCACGGUGGUCAUCACAACUCUACUGUGCGAUCUAAUCAGCGACGAGAACAUCUUGCAGCCUCUCAGGAAGAACGUGAAGCGCAACAGGAGAGCUAUCGCUUUUAUCUUGACGCUUCUUGGUGCUAUAUGCGGAGGUUGGAUAUCCAAAGCUACGGGUGCGGUACAGCCCAGCCUUUGGUUUGUCGCCGCCAUCAAGGCAUCAAUUACCCUCUCCUGGUUAUUCCUAGGAGGGAACCCCGAGGAGUGA